Molecule: messenger RNA, 1391 nt
Organism: Nelumbo nucifera (sacred lotus)
Lineage: Eukaryota; Viridiplantae; Streptophyta; Magnoliopsida; Proteales; Nelumbonaceae
Product: cell number regulator 6-like
Source: RefSeq, a predicted model, not a curated record
CUGGGAGGUGUUGUGAGAGCAGAUCCCGAUUCCUCAUAUUGUGGGUCCUGCCGUCCUAGCCCCUGGGUUACGGAGACGUCAUCUUCACAGAAAACUCGUCGGUCAAAUGAGUUGAAGUUUUGCGUUCCGAGUAAAAUUUUAUCGGGGCCCCUGUUGGUGCGUUAAAGAUGUCGGAGCUCUGCAAAAAUUGACUUUGGCAGUGAUUUAUUUUCUUUGAACGAUCUGGAGUGGCAGAAGAACUUCCCCAGAUUUGGAUGGUUUGGCUCUAGAACUGCCCAAAGUUUUUGUAGAUUUGGAUCUCGAGCGCGCUGCAGAGGUCAUUCAUUUUUUAGGAACACAGGCCGGAUAAUAUAGGCAGGAAUUUUUAAACAUUUUUGGAUGCGAUUUCCCAGUUUGGUCUAAAGUAGUUCGAAGAUUGGAAAGUUUUGAAGAUGGCGGAGGGGACUGUUCAAUCUCGUUAUGUGAAGCUUACGAAGGAUCAAGGGCCCGUGGAGGAGAUUACGCCCGGGGAGCUUAACCAGCCUAUUCAGGUUCCUCAGUUGACUGUUCAUAGAUGCAGUGAGUGUGGUCAGCCCCUUCCUGAAAGUUAUGAGCCUCCUGCUGAUGAGGCUUGGACAACUGGAAUUUGUGGUUGUGCUGAAGAUACCGAGAGUUGCUGGACUGGACUGUUUUGUCCAUGUGUGUUGUUUGGCCGUAAUGUUGAGCGCUUGAAGGAAGAUAUCCCCUGGACCAAGCCAUGCAUAUGUCAUGCUGUUUGUGUGGAAGGUGGCAUUGCACUUGCAACGGCAACAGCAAUCUUCCAUGGUAUUGAUCCAAGGACAUCAUUUCUUAUCUGUGAAGGUUUGCUGUUUGCUUGGUGGAUGUGUGGCAUCUACACUGGUCUUUUUCGACAAUCAUUACAGAAGAAGUAUCAUCUGAAGAACUCUCCAUGUGAUCCAUGUAUUGUGCAUUGCUGCAUGCACUGGUGUGCAUUGUGUCAGGAACACCGAGAGAUGAAGGGGCGCCUAUCUGACAACAUUGUCAUGCCUAUGACCAUUGUCAACCCUCCUCCCAUGCAAGAGAUGAAUGCGAGUGAGAACCGGGGAUCUACACCAGCCUCUUCAAAUGGUGGUGAACAUACUAAUUUGGAAAUGCAGGCUUUGUAAUCUUGGCAUAUUUUAAACAGAGGUUGGAAAAAGGGAAUUUUGUUGUGUUGUUGUUAUGUUUUGUGGAGCUCAAAUGUCCUGGAUAUAGACAGAAAAAGAAGGAAUUCCUUUGAGGAAUACAAAUGCACUUAUUCUGAUAACGUUUCUAAUAUUUUUUUCUAAUUUGCAUCUCCAAUUAUAGAAUUGUGUUGAGACAAGGCAUGGAUGAUGAUGAUCUCCCAUUAUUGAAUUGCGGUUGGCUCUUAA